Molecule: messenger RNA, 1800 nt
Organism: Parathielavia appendiculata
Lineage: Eukaryota; Fungi; Ascomycota; Sordariomycetes; Sordariales; Chaetomiaceae
Product: chromate transporter
Exons: 5
Coding region: 306-1754 (482 amino acids)
Biological process (GO): chromate transport
Molecular function (GO): chromate transmembrane transporter activity
Source: RefSeq, a predicted model, not a curated record
CCCAGGAACGGACGGAGAGAUUUUUGUGCGUGCACCAAUCAAAGUUAUCGACUAGCGUUUUUUUACUUCUGGCACCCCACGCUAGCCGAGCGAGCAGUACACUGGCCAAUCAUAACGCGCCUGUCCGUCCAUUCCCUCAUUGUCUAUGGAUGGGACCGAUGGAAGGAAGGCCAGGCCGCAGAGGUCGGCUUAUAUAUGACCUGGGCUAUGCGGGAUAUUGGCAGCAAUGGAGAGUCUUCUCCAUCCGACCUUGGAUGCAGAAGAGCCCGACGAAUUCGAUCGCCAGCACCUGAACGGGAAUCUCAAUGGCUGCGGAACCGACAACCCCAGAACGGGCAAUGACCCGGUCACAGGACAAGAGAGCGGAUGAAGAGGCUCAGAAGAGUGACGCUGCCCAGCAUGAGAGCAAGGAAUCGGCCUCUGACACCCCUUCCGAAGGCGACCAAGGGCUGCAGGACAACUCGAAUGUCCCCAAGAUGUCGUUUCUGAAGCUGUUCUGGUUCUUCUUUUACAACUUUGGUCUCUUCGCCUGGGGCGGUCCCGUCGCGCAGAUCGCCUUGAUCAAAGACAAGCUCGUGGUCCAGGACAAGUGGAUUACCCUCACUCGCUUCCAGCGCGUCUUUUCCGUCUACCAGAUCCUCCCCGGCCCCGAGGCCGCCGAGUUAUGCAUGUUCUUCGGCUGUUUGUCUGCGGGCAGGAUUGGCGGCAUCAUUGCGGGCAUGGCGUUCAUACUUCCAGGGUUUCUAUUGAUGCUCCUGGCUAGUUAUGUGUACACGCUGGCUGGUUUCGAGAACCAGUAUUUCAACGCUUCCUUUCGGGCCCUGCAGCCUAUCGUCGCGGCAAUGAUCCUGAGAGCAACCCACAAAAUCGCCGAGCACUCUGUGAGGAAGCAUGACACGAAGAAGAUCGACCCGUUUCUUGUCAUCAUAGCCGUUUGUACAGCAAUCAAUUGUGCCCUUCGCCUGAAUAUCUUUAUUUCUCUCGGCCUGUACGGCACCAUUUACAUGUUCAUCGCCCGUCGCCUCUGGAUCCCUGCCGCCGUUCUCUUCGCCCUGCAAUACUGUGGCUACGCCAUCUACGCCGUCUUCCGCGGCGUGCCGUCACCGGUGUCGCUUGCCCUCGGCGUCGCCCGGGCGCCGUCGCUCAUCAACCUCUUCGUGCUGGGCCUGGUGUCCGGCUCGCUCUCGUUUGGCGGCGCGUACACGGCCAUCCCGUUCGUGCAAGUCGAGGCCGUCUUGCUGGGCGCAUGGCUCCCGCAGAGCGUUUUCAUCGACGGGAUCGCCAUCGGCAAUAUCCUGCCGGCGCCGCUGGUCAUCUUCGCCACCUUUGUCGGUUUCCAGGGCGCGUACUUGGAGAAUGGUUCGCUUGGCAACGCGUUUGCAGGGGCCAUCAUCAUUACCCUGGGCAUGUUUUUCCCCUGCUUCCUAUUUACCAUUGCCGGCCAUGAACUGUUGGAGAGGCUGGUUCGAAAUCAGUUCCUAGCCAGCUUUUUCGACGGUCUCUGUGGCUCGGUCAUCGGUGUUAUCGCCAUGAUCGCAGCCCAGAUCCUUAAGGCCAGCGUCGAGGGCAACUUGGACAAAGCAAAGGAAAAGACGCUUGGUGAAGCCGUUGCCGCAACCGCCCAGGUUGGCCCAGCGGCAGUCCUUUAUGUGCUUGCUCUGGCGGUUCUUUACAAGUUCACCAAUAAGUACACUGCGCUGUUCUUGGUCAUCGCGGGCGGGGUGGCUGGGCAGUUCCUCUUCCUGGAUGUCUAGAGCCGGAAAUCUUACCCGUAGUCGCCAUUAUACUACUGUAUGCUGC